AUGUCUGUCCGUACUGCCCCUCGCCUGCUCUUGCGGGCCCAGCGUGCCCUCGCCACGCGUCCCAUUGCCGCAUCGUUCUCGACCGCGUCUCGUGCCGCGACUCUUGCGCGUCCCACACUCGCCUCCACUUCGUUCUCGGUCGCCGCUCGCCCGCAGACCCGCUCGACGUCGUCUACACCGCAUGGUGACCCCGGACUUGCGCCUGGUAUCGAGUUUCGCGACCUGACCGACGCGGAGUACCACGACAUUGCCGACAAGGACAUGGACAUCUUGCACGAGGGCCUCGAGGUCCUGUGCGAGGACUUUGGCAAUGGCCAGUGGGAGGUCGAGUAUAGCUCUGGCGUCAUGACCCUCAUCGUCCCUCCCCACGGCACGUAUGUGAUCAACAAGCAGCCUCCCAACCACCAGAUCUGGGUGAGCUCGCCCAUUUCGGGACCCCAGAGGUUUAGCGUGGCCCCAAGUGGUACCUGGGUGCAUCACCGCCGUGAAGGCGUGCAGCUGGGCGCCUUGCUCGAGGGCGAGCUGCGCGAGUUCCUGAAGGACAACGGCGAGGGCCAGGACUGGGAGGGUGUUGGUCUCAAGUAA
Apiotrichum porosum is the source of this 585-nucleotide messenger RNA. It is a transcript of the gene FRR4, whose product is annotated as Mitochondrial chaperone Frataxin. Gene Ontology annotation, biological process: intracellular iron ion homeostasis; iron incorporation into metallo-sulfur cluster. The transcript is spliced from 3 exons. Gene Ontology annotation, cellular component: mitochondrion. NCBI's taxonomy places the organism in Eukaryota, Fungi, Basidiomycota, Tremellomycetes, Trichosporonales, Trichosporonaceae. The record is from RefSeq and is a predicted model, not a curated record. Gene Ontology annotation, molecular function: ferroxidase activity; ferrous iron binding; iron chaperone activity. The coding region runs from base 1 to 585 and encodes 194 amino acids.